GAAGUGACUCACCACUGUGCCUCUGCCAAGCAGGCAGCCAAAGAUUUAGCUUUAUAGUCAAUAUUAAUGGCAGAAAAAGAAAGAAAGAAGAUCAUCUAUUGGUUUGCACAAAGUGGAUGUAAUGCUCUGAUUCACUUUCUUGUCUUCUUCUCCAAAUAUACAAACCAGAAGCACCAAAACCAACUAAAAACCAAGGCCAUGGCCAACCCACUUUCUCCAAUUAUCUAGCAGAACUCACUCAUCUUCUCCACAGUCCUGUCUAUAAAAUCAAAGAAAGAAACUUUGAAAUUUUUCCAGGAAAGAAAGAAGAGUGUGCUGUAUGUCAGUGAGAGAGAAUUAGUAGGGUGAAGUUGCUAACCCUUUACAAUGGCCUCAGCUCAGGAAAAGGCCACGCUUUCUUCUUACAACUCCACCAACAAACUUGCAGCUUCGGAAACUGAAGUGUUGCAAGGUUGGAGUUCUGUCGGUUCUGUUUCUGACGCCGAUCAAGCUCCCAUCCGAGGCAAUUCAACUGCUACUAUGAUCCCGCCUGUUGUUGACUCACUCACUGAUCCUCCCCAGCCAAACCCUGCUUCUGCAAAAGGAAUCCCAAUGACAGCACGGGCACAAACCAGCCACCCUCUGGACCCUCUAAUUGCUGCUGAAAUUUCUGUUGCUGUGGCAACUGUUAGGGCUGCUGGAGCAACUCCUGAGGUGAGAGAUAGUAUGCGGUUUGUCGAAGUAGUUCUGCUUGAGCCAGAAAAGAAUGUUGUUGCAUUGGCAGACGCAUAUUUCUUCCCACCGUUCCAGCCUUCUUUAAUUCCUAGAACUAAAGGUGGACCUGUAAUUCCGACUAAACUUCCUCCUAGAAAAGCAAGGCUUAUUGUCUACAACAAAAAGUCAAAUGAAACAAGCAUAUGGAUUGUUGAACUAUCUGAAGUACAUGCUGCUACUCGAGGUGGCCACCACAGGGGCAAAGUCAUUUCAUCUCAAGUUAUUCCAAAUGUUCAGCCUCCCAUGGAUGCUGAGGAAUAUGCUGAAUGUGAAGCUGUGGUGAAAGAUUUCCCUCCGUUUCGAGAGGCAAUGAAAAAGAGGGGCAUUGAGGAUAUGGAUCUUGUAAUGGUAGACCCCUGGUGCGCUGGAUAUCACAGUGAUGCUGAUGCUCCAAGCCGGAGACUUGCUAAACCGCUUAUCUUCUGCCGAACUGAGAGUGACUGUCCUAUGGAAAAUGGUUAUGCUCGUCCAGUUGAAGGAAUACAUGUUGUUGUUGAUAUGCAAAAUAUGGUGGUGAUCGACUUUGAAGACCGUAAACUUGUCCCCUUACCACCGGCCGACCCCUUAAGAAAUUAUACUUCUGGUGAAUCUCGAGGAGGUGUUGAUCGAAGUGAUGUGAAACCUCUACAGAUCAUUCAGCCUGAAGGUCCGAGCUUUCGUGUGAAUGGACACUUUGUUCAGUGGCAGAAGUGGAAUUUUCGCAUUGGUUUUACACCCAGGGAGGGUUUAGUUAUCUAUUCUGUUGCAUACGUUGAUGGAAAUCGUGGCCGGAGACCUGUGGCUCACAGAUUAAGUUUUGUUGAGAUGGUGGUUCCCUAUGGAGAUCCCAAUGACCCACAUUACAGAAAGAAUGCAUUUGAUGCAGGUGAAGACGGGUUGGGUAAAAAUGCACAUUCUCUUAAGAAGGGUUGCGAUUGUAUGGGCUUCAUCAAGUACUUUGAUGCACACUUCACAAAUUUUUCCGGAGGAGUUGAAACAACUGAAAAUUGUGUUUGUUUGCACGAAGAGGAUCAUGGAAUCUUAUGGAAGCAUCAAGAUUGGAGAACUGGAUUAGCAGAAGUCCGACGUUCUAGAAGGCUAUCCGUGUCUUUUAUCUGUACCGUAGCUAAUUAUGAGUACGGCUUUUACUGGUAUUUUUAUCAGGAUGGGAAAAUUGAAGCUGAGGUUAAACUAACUGGAAUUCUUAGCUUAGGAGCACUGCAACCUGGGGAAGUACGAAAAUAUGGUACCAUAAUUGCUCCUGGAUUGUACGCACCUGUCCACCAACACUUUUUCGUGGCACGAAUGGAUAUGGCUGUUGACUGUAAACCUGGCGAAACAUUCAAUCAGGUUGUGGAGGUGAAUGCUAAAGUUGAGGAACCAGGAAAGGAUAAUGUUCAUAAUAAUGCAUUCUAUGCUGAGAAGAAAAUGCUUCGAUCUGAAUUGCAAGCAAUGCGUGAUUGUAAUCCAUUAACUGCUCGCCAUUGGAUUAUCAGAAACACAAGAACCGUCAAUAGGACGGGGCAGCUCACUGGUUACAAACUAGUACCUGGUUCAAAUUGUUUACCUUUAGCUGGUUCAGAAGCAAAAUUCUUGAGAAGAGCUGCUUUCUUGAAACAUAAUCUUUGGGUCACACCUUAUGCGCGUGACGAAAUGUACCCCGGAGGAGAAUUUCCCAAUCAAAAUCCACAUGUUGGAGAGGGAUUGUCUACUUGGGUUAAGAAAAAUCGAUCACUUGAAGAAACUAAUGUAGUCCUAUGGUAUGUAUUUGGAGUUACGCACAUUCCUCGAUUAGAAGACUGGCCUGUAAUGCCAGUGGAUCGCAUUGGUUUUACACUAAUGCCUCAUGGAUUCUUCAACUGCUCACCAGCAGUGGAUGUUCCUCCAAGCACAUGUGACAUGGAACUCAAGGAAAAUGGAAUAACAGCUAAACCUAUCCAGAAUGGAAUACUAGCCAAGCUCUGAACGGAUGGAUUCUGCAUGGUUUUCGACGGAAUCUGGCUCGGAUUAUUAAUAAGCAAUUGGUCCAACUUCAAGCAAAUUCUACAUGGUAAGUCUGUAUAUUUGUAUAACUUGAUUCUGCUUCUGCAGGCCAAACUAGAAUGACAGCUUGAUUAUGAUUUUAAUAAUCAGACUGAAAUUAAUAAUAUUAAUUGUAAAGUAUCUGUAUUCAAUAUGCACCUAAACAAAUAUCAUGUAUAAGCAACUCGUUAUGAAUAUGUGUUUAUUCUGAUACCUACACAA
This is a messenger RNA of Mercurialis annua (annual mercury), 2976 nucleotides long. Its product is annotated as amine oxidase [copper-containing] zeta, peroxisomal-like. The coding region runs from base 367 to 2697 and encodes 776 amino acids. Gene Ontology annotation, biological process: amine metabolic process. Gene Ontology annotation, molecular function: primary methylamine oxidase activity; quinone binding; copper ion binding. The transcript is spliced from 12 exons. The record is from RefSeq and is a predicted model, not a curated record. Lineage: Eukaryota; Viridiplantae; Streptophyta; Magnoliopsida; Malpighiales; Euphorbiaceae.